AUGACAAACGGUGGCAUGGUUUCGUUCCAAGUCCCGAUGCUUAAGGAAAGCAUCUACGACAAUUGGAGUAUCAAGAUGAAGGCACUCCUUGAAGUGCAUGACGUUUGGGAGGUUGUGGAGAAAGACUACGAUGAGUCAAGUGAUGAGUCUGCUCUAUCCACAACACAAAAGGAUAGCUUACGAGACUUGCGAAAGAGAGACAAGAAGGCUCUCUUCCUCAUCUAUCAAGCUUUAGAUGAAGAUGGUUUUGAGAAGAUCUCAAGUGCUAAUUCGGCCAAACUAGCAUGGAAGAAGCUCGAGGUUUCGUAUAAGGGAGAAGAGAAGGUUAAAAAGGCAGAAACGGUUGCAUGUGCUGUUUAUUUGGCUAACCGAUCACCAACAAGAAGUGUGUUGGGAAAGACACCACAAGAAGCAUGGAGUGGAAGGAAGCUCGGCAUCUCUCAUCUACGAGUUUUUGGAUGCAUAACUCAUGUACACAUACCCGACGAGAAAAUAAGUAAGCUGAAUGAGAAGAGCGAGAAGUUCAUUUUCAUUGGUUACGACAACAACUCAAAAGGCUACAAGUUAUACAAUCCAAAUACAGGGAAAAAAAUCAUCAGUAGAGAUGCCAUAUUCGAUGAAGGUGAAGAAUGGGACUGGGGACUACAUGCUGAGGACUACAACUUUUUCCCAUACUUUCAAGAAGAAGACGUAGAGCAGUCAAGGAUCGAGGAAGAAAGAGAAGAAUCUACUACUCCACAAACAACAAGUAAUCAAAGCAACUCAUCGUCAUCAACUUCAAGAGAAAAUUCAAGUGAAAGAGUACCAUGCUUCAGAAGAUUAGAGAUCUUUAUGAGGUAA
Phalaenopsis equestris is the source of this 840-nucleotide messenger RNA. RefSeq lists its product as uncharacterized. NCBI's taxonomy places the organism in Eukaryota, Viridiplantae, Streptophyta, Magnoliopsida, Asparagales, Orchidaceae. Bases 1 to 840 code for a protein of 279 amino acids. The transcript is spliced from 2 exons. The record is from RefSeq and is a predicted model, not a curated record.